AUGAAGAUCACCGUUUUUUCGCUCACCCUCAUGCUCGGCACUGUCGUAUCUGCGGCUCCCACUCUGCAGAGUAUUCCAGGAUUGGUCAAUCGUGACACGCCCGAGGAAACUAUUGAUUGCGGCUACUGCACCGGCAUGCUCGACUUCUGCUUCAAGAACGGUCAUACUCAAGGCCAGGAGGGUUGCAAGCAGACCUGCCGCGAGCACGUGUGCCACCGCACGCCAGAGUGCAAGAAUUGCCACGGCGAGUUCGACCAGUGCCCUGAGAAGUCCCGCUACUAG
Messenger RNA from Ascochyta rabiei, 282 nucleotides. RefSeq lists its product as uncharacterized. The transcript is spliced from 3 exons. Bases 1 to 282 code for a protein of 93 amino acids. The record is from RefSeq and is a predicted model, not a curated record. NCBI's taxonomy places the organism in Eukaryota, Fungi, Ascomycota, Dothideomycetes, Pleosporales, Didymellaceae.